UUUCUCUGAUUGGAGAACAUAUAAAGAAUAUAACUGCAUUGUAUCUCAUAUCUGCGUUUGUAGGCUUAUCUUAGCUCAGGUUUGAUUGGUUUGAUUUACUGUAUAGAUUUCUCAACACCGAGUUUGAAAAAUUCGCUUCGUCAAAGAUCUCUUCCGGAUGCAUUCUACAAGAAAAUUUUUUUCUUUGUCCAUGCCCAUUUUCAUUGUUUAUAUCUAGAUAGAACUGCAUGUAAAAACAAUGAUUGCGACUGCUGUUUCGAGGGAAUUCCAAUCAGAGACUUGGUGUGAAUGAACACCGCGAACACACAAGGCCGCAACUGUGCGGCGAAAACGUUACGCGGUCGUGUACUCGUUACGCGUAUGCAAGUUUGGCUUUCGUCCAACCGCUGGAUUUGAAUUUCAAAAAUCCAGGACACACACGCUGGAUCCAAUAUGCAAACUUCAGCGAUCGCGAUUGUUUGAAACAGAAAUAGCUUUUAUUUAUGAUAAUCCGACCCGCGACCGACGUUACGUCGCGCACGCGCGCAAACGGCAUCGUUAACUUGAUAAGUUAAUAAUUAAGUGUUCGGGAAACCGGGCCGAUAAAUUAAAUAUGUUCGCCUCGAACUCAGUAUGGAACGAAAAAGGAAAUUAUUAAUACGUAAACGCGAUAAAGGCGCAACUACAAUUUUCAUUAACUAAUUCGUCACGUGCGUGCCUGCAUGCAAGUGACAAAUUAAUGCAUGGCACUCGUCAGUUUCUGCGAAGUCAAUGACAAUUGUUAACACAGGUGCGAGUAAAAGUACCAGAGGGAAAACUCCGGAGGUCGAUACGCACGGUUACGCAACACGACGAACGUUAAGCAGUCGGUUCGCCGACUGCUUGAUCUCUUCUAUCAAAUAAUUUCUCGCGCUACGCGUGCAUUUUCGCAAACGACUCUUUCCCGAUAGAGCCACGAGCGUGGCGUGGACGGAAUUAUUGCGGAAGUGGCAAAAACUUAUCGCGAAUUUACAUAAGGCCUUCACGGCGAUCCGCGUACACGAUUAUGACUCUAUUGCCUUAAAUUUUUUUUUACCAUUUCUUCAUGUACAGUCGAGAAUUAUCAGCGAAACUCUGUGAGAAACAAUUUUCCUUGUCGAAGAUCAUCAACACGUACACGCGGUCGGUCCUCUGUGACACGAGUCCCCUUUCAUUUAAAGGUCGUGAUACGCGGCGAUUAUGUCAUCCCGGCGUGCAGCCACGCAAACUGCGAAACCUGACCAUCUCGCUCUUCCUCUCGCUAGGAUUUUUCUCUCGCGCUCCUCGCGCAGCCAGGCUCUUUAUAUCCUUUCAACAGUAACGCUAUUGUGCAGCACGCGCAUGCAGAAUGUUUUAAAUACCACGUAUAGACGUACAUAUUCCGCACACGCAUGCGGUAAAAAUUUUUCUUUUUUGUUAGGAAUUUGUCGGGUAUAUCAGCAACUCGAGUGUCUUAUAUACUAAUAUUUUUUCUAUUUUAUCUGACCUAUCUAUCUAUUUUAUUCACAUGAUUUUUCUAGUAUUAUAUACAUUACGUUAAUUAAUAUUUGUACAUUUACGUUACAAACAUAUAAACGUUUGUGCCAAUGUUUGAGUGAUUUUAUAAUUCUCAAUUAAACCGACUCAAAAUUAUUAAAACGAUCAUUAUGCUUCGGAGAUACUGGUGUGACAACGUCCCUAAACUGAAUGCGAAUCAACAUUUAGGUCGAAUUUAAUUUUAGUACCGUCAAAUCCGAGCCAAAGUUGCAACCGGCGACGGCACGACGAGCUUUUUACGCACAGGUGUUCGGGCUCGUUAUUUCGACUGCUCAUUAUCGGCCAAUGAAAUGAUCUCUCUUUAUCUGCUGAUUAGCGUGGAAAGUUUUCUCGCACAUUAUACUUGACAGCAUUUGACAUCUGCCGCGUUAUCUGCGGCUCGAACGAAAAUAAUUAUUAUCUUCCCGCCAAACCGAUAAAUAGUAACAAGCCAGUGUUUACAGUUUAUAUCGCUCGCUCGCGCGAUACUCGUCCAUCAAGAAAGAAAAAUUCACCGCGAACUUGCGUACUUUCAAAACGAUUUCGACGAAUGACAAACGCUGAAAAAUCUUGCGUACUGUCCGCUCGAGCCUCGACUCCUCGAGCCGAUCUCCAUCUCCAUCGGUUCGACACGAAAAAUAACGGCGUGCAAGAUCCGGAGAAGACCUCGCUGGUGGACUCGGCGCUGCUCCCGAAAAUCCAGCCGUCCGCGCUGCUCAAUGACGAGAGAGCGAGUCUGGCGGCGAACGGCUCCGCCGCGAACGGCGAUCCUGAGGACCCCCGGACGCCCAGGGGUAGCGCCGUCAGACAAGUCGUGGCCGCCCUAGUCGCCCAGCUCGGUACCAUCAACACGGGCAUGGCGUUCGGCUUCUCCGCUAUCGCCCUGCCACAACUCCAGGAGCCAGACAGCAUCAUUCCCAUCAAGGAAGGAUCGACGGAGGAAUCGUGGAUCGCUAGCAUGUCCUCCAUCGGUACGCCGAUCGGCUGCCUGGUUUCCGGGUACAUGAUGGACAUGUUCGGCAGGAAGCGGUCGCUCAUCAUCACGGAGGUGCCGGCGCUCCUCGGAUGGCUGCUGAUCACAUUCGCGACCGACAUACACAUGAUAUACGCCGGUCGAUUCUUCGUUGGUUUGGGGUCGGGCAUGGUGGGCGCGCCAGCCCGCGUCUACACGAGCGAGGUGACGCAGCCGCAUCUACGGGGGAUGCUGACCGCCGUCUCGAGCGUCGGUGUCAGCACCGGGGUGCUGAUAGAAUACGCCCUCGGAAGCCUGCUCGCGUGGAACGUCUGCGCCGCCAUCAGCGGUAUCUUGCCGCUCACCGCCCUGCUGCUAAUGUUCUUCUUUCCGGAGACCCCGUCCUACCUUAUAUCGCGCAACCAACCGGACCAGGCGAAACAGGCGCUGCGGAAGUUCCGCGGCAGUACUUACAACGUGAACCGGGAGAUGGAAACCUUGGUGGAAUUCUCCAACAAGAACAACAUCAAGCGACUUACCGGAUUCCGGGAGAUCGUGUGCGCUCUGCUGAAACCCAACGCGCUCAAGCCGUUCACUCUGCUAUUUCUGUACUUCUUGAUAUACCAAUGGUCGGGCACCAACGUCAUAACUUUCUACGCCGUAGAGAUCUUCAAGGACUCAGGAGCGAGUAUGAACAAGUACUUAGCGGCGGUGAUAUUGGGAAUAGUCAGGCUCACCUCCACGAUCGUCGCAUGUGUCCUGUGCCGAAGAUGCGGCAGGAGACCGCUCACGAUGGUGUCCUCCGUCGGGUGCGGGCUCUCCAUGUUGGGACUAGGCGGGUACAUGUGGUUGAAAAAUUAUUGGGUCGCGAACAACCUCCCGCUCGUCGCCACGUGGAUCCCGGUCGUGUGCAUAUUCUCGUACACCAUCACUUGCACUCUCGGCUUUCUGGUGAUCCCAUGGGUGAUGAUAGGCGAGGUCUACCCCGUGCAAGUACGCGGUAUUAUCGGUGGCCUGACCACCAUGUGCGCGCACACCUUUGUCUUCAUGGUCGUUAAAACUUAUCCCUUCCUGGCCAGCGCGCUCACCCGACACGGCACGUUCAUUCUCUACGGCUGUAUAUCCAUGUUCGGCACGAUAUAUUUCUACAUAUGCCUUCCGGAAACUAAAGAUAGAACGUUACAAGAAAUCGAGGAUUAUUUCUCCGGUAGAACCAACAAUCUGACGACCGGCAGAAUAAGUAACAAGCCAAAGGUUCUAGAAAUUAAAAAGGGCCAGAUAUUACCGUGAAAAAGAGGACCAUUUUUAAUCAUAUAACUUUUGCAAUGUCGCUUACUUUAAAAGAAUCUACUUUAAUUAGGAGAGAGAGAGAGAGAGAGAGAGAGAGAGAGAGAGAGAGAGAGAGAGGAAGGUAUUUUGCUUAAUUGUUAGCGACUAAGAACGUUAUCUACUUUUACAAUAAAAUGGGCAAGUACUCUAACUUUGACGUUUGCUUUGUGACAAAUAUAUAUCGUAGAAAAUAAGAUGAAAUAUUUUUAGACAAACGAUGAGAUAUAACGAUAAGACAAAAAUAUGUGUACACUUUAUAAUUCUAAAAUUAACAAAACCAGUUUUUACUAUUAAAGAGAAAAUGUUAUUGUAAUAUUACAUUAUUGUUAUUUAUAAAAUGUUAUAUUAUUUUUCAGCAUACAUGUAUUUGUUCACAAAGCAUGAAAAUGAUUAACUACGUGCUAUUAGCAGACAUUAACGUUCUCAUAUCCUCAAUCACACACGAGAUAUUAUUUGAGCAAGGUAACAAAGAAUACGGAAAAUUUUAAUUAUAAUCCUCCCGCGUGUACUCGCGAGGAUGUAAAAUACGAAAGACCACGUAUCUCUUAAUGACUUAAACGAGGUACGCGCUAAUAAAAAGGUGGUGCUAUUUAUUAUAUGUAUAAAUCAUAGUAUUAAACUGUACUGUAAUGUGUGCUACGUGUAACGAUAGCGUUAAUAGGAGCCUAAGACAAAUACGAACGUGUAGAGAGCGUCCUAUAUAUAGGAACUAUUUUAUAAAUUCAUAAAGAUAUUUUGCGUGUCGACAGCUAAUAUAUUUUAUAGAACUAGAUAACAAAUUUUCAAGCAUGUAUUUAUUACAAAGCACAGUAGAUCAAGUGCCAUCUGUUAUUAUCAUGUGCAAUCUAAAAUCAUAAUAAUGAAUGAAGGUAAACGUUCAUCUCUCUGCAUACUAAACAAAUGCCUUAUAAUGAUCGUUAUAUAUGAGAGUUUUGAUGAAUGAAUGACUAUAUAAGUGACUUAUUUUUUUAUAAGAAAAUACAUCUCGUGCUCAUUUA
Temnothorax curvispinosus is the source of this 4791-nucleotide messenger RNA. RefSeq names its product facilitated trehalose transporter Tret1-like. Bases 2063 to 3754 code for a protein of 563 amino acids. Gene Ontology annotation, molecular function: sugar transmembrane transporter activity. The transcript has 3 exons. Lineage: Eukaryota; Metazoa; Arthropoda; Insecta; Hymenoptera; Formicidae. The record is from RefSeq and is a predicted model, not a curated record. Gene Ontology annotation, cellular component: membrane. Gene Ontology annotation, biological process: carbohydrate transport; transmembrane transport.